CAUACAUUCAUGUGGUUGUUCCCAUUCUCGAACAACAGAGACUGGCCGAAAGGGGUUUGAGGUUAUUAGUAAGUGAAUGGUGUAGAGCGGCUCAAGGCGAUGUUCUAGUUGAAUCAAAGUACGAUCGGAUGAAGUAGAGGCACACAGCUGACUUCUGAAGACUGUGUGCCGCAGGAGGGAGUCGGCAGAGUCAGCUCAGCAGGAUGAGGCGGACGGCGAUUGAUGGGGCGAAGCGAGGCUCUUUGGCUGUUGUGCGGUCGCUGAGCCGAGCCGCUACCUUUGCUGGCCCUUCCUCAAUUACAUUGGACAUGCUUGAGUCGGCAGAGCGAAGAACUCAAAGGGAUUGGACAAACCGGAUAUCGACAGCACUGCUGGACGCAGAGCCUGCAGCAUCACAAGCAUGUCCAACACCGUCGUGGCCCGCUAUACUUCGCCUGGGCGCGUCAAGACUUCCAGCUUUCCUCUGCCCAGUC
Tilletiaria anomala UBC 951 is the source of this 473-nucleotide messenger RNA. RefSeq lists its product as uncharacterized. The transcript is spliced from 2 exons. Lineage: Eukaryota; Fungi; Basidiomycota; Exobasidiomycetes; Georgefischeriales; Tilletiariaceae. The record is from RefSeq and is a predicted model, not a curated record. The annotation marks the transcript as partial.